Molecule: messenger RNA, 1056 nt
Organism: Prunus dulcis (almond)
Lineage: Eukaryota; Viridiplantae; Streptophyta; Magnoliopsida; Rosales; Rosaceae
Product: auxin efflux carrier component 5
Exons: 5
Coding region: 1-1056 (351 amino acids)
Biological process (GO): auxin export across the plasma membrane; auxin polar transport
Cellular component (GO): endoplasmic reticulum; plasma membrane
Molecular function (GO): auxin efflux transmembrane transporter activity
Source: RefSeq, a predicted model, not a curated record
AUGAUAGGUUGGGGAGAUGUUUACAAGGUGGUGGUGGCCAUGAUGCCACUCUACGUUGCCCUAAUUCUAGGGUUUGGCUCUGUGAGGUGGUGGCGCAUCUUCACUCCCGAGCAGUGUGGUGCAAUCAACCGCUUUGUUUGCUUCUUCACUCUCCCACUCUUCACAUUUGAAUUCACAGCUCAUGUUGAUCCUUACAAAUGGAACUACCGCUUCAUCGGUGCGGACGCCAUCUCAAAGCUCAUAAUCGUGGCGGUGCUUGCGUUAUGGGCCAAGUGUAGUAGCAAGGGAAGCUAUAGUUGGUCCAUCACAAGCUUCUCCUUGUGCACUUUGACAAAUUCGCUUGUGGUAGGGGUACCCUUGAUGAGAGCCAUGUAUGGUCAGGUAGCCGUUGAUCUUGUUGUUCAAUCAUCGGUGGUGCAGGCUAUCGUGUGGCUGACAAUUCUUCUGUUCGUCUUAGAAUUUCGACGAACGGGGUCGUUAGACAUGCAUAUGAUUUCGGGGACUAACACAAGUCAAUCGGUGGAGCAAGGUGAAGGAGGGAAAGCGGUAGAGGGUAGGCCUUCUUUCUGGUACUUGAUGAAGGCUGUGUGGCUGAAACUUGGGAUGAAUCCCAACUCGUAUGCGGUUUUCAUCGGGAUUGGAUGGGCUUUUAUAUCAAGCAGGUGGCAUAUUGAGUUGCCAAGCAUUAUGGAAGGAUCUGUUUUAAUCAUGUCAAAAGCUGGUACAGGCACUGCCAUGUUUAGCAUGGGUAUCUUCAUGGCACUGCAGGAAAAAUUCGUGGCGUGCGGGACGAGCCUGACUAUAAUAGGGAUGGUUUUGAGGUUUAUUGCUGGACCAGCAGCCAUGGCUAUUGGCUCCAUCGCUGUGGGCUUGCAUGGUGAUGUUUUACGUGUGGCCAUCAUUCAGGCAGCAUUGCCGCAGUCCAUUACCUCCUUCAUAUUUGCCAAAGAAUACGGACUCCAUGCAGAGGUGCUCAGUACAGCGGUGAUAUUUGGCAUGAUAGUGUCCCUUCCAGUGUUGAUCGCUUACUAUGCAGUUCUAGAAUUUGUGCAUUGA